AUGUCGACAGCGGACGACAAAUCAUCCGUCAAUGGCGUACAUGUUGUCCCUGUGACCAAGUCCGAGGCGCCAGGUCCUGAUAUGGGUUCAAUCCCAGAGACAGAAGAUGCGGACGCUUUUCUCGCUUCUCAUGGUGUCGGCACAUACACCCAUGAAUCCAACAGGAAACUCUUGAGGCGGAUCGAUAUGUACCUCUUACCACUGAUGUGCGUAUCAUAUUGUAUACAAUAUAUCGAUAAAUCUGCACUAGCAUAUGCUGCUGUUUUCGAUCUCAAAAAGGAUCUGCAUCUGGUCGGACAAGAGUAUAGCUUAUUGAGCUCUUUGUUUUAUAUCGGCUACCUCUUUGCGGAAUAUCCCCAAGCAUGGAUCAGUCAGCUCACCAUGUUCAUCUGGGGUGGCAUACUCAUGUGCACUGCUGCCACCCACAAAUUCGCCGAUAUCGCUGCCGUGCGAUUCUUCCAGGGCGUGUUCGAAUCAGCUUUGACUCCGGCUUAUAUCAUUGUCACUGGCAUGUGGUGGACAAGAAGGGAGCAGCCGUUCAGGAUUGCGCUUUGGUGGUCUAUGAACGGCCUCGGAAAUUCCAUAGGUGCUCUGAUCUCCUAUGGAAUGGGCUUAAUCCAUGGCAGUCUCGAUUCCUGGAGGUACAUCUUCUUGAUUGAAGGUAUCAUGACCAUCAUUUGGAGUGGAGUUAUCUUUUACGUGUUUCCAUCGUCUCCCAUGAGGGUGAGAUGGUUGACAGAUGAACAGAAAGUCCAAGCUGUAGAGAGAAUCCGUAGCAAUCGAACCGGAAUUAUUAACAGAGAAUGGAAGUGGUAUCAAGUGAAGGAGGCUUUUGACCCCCGAGUGGAUCCUAGUGGACUAAUCAUCUUCUGGGCAUGUACCCUCAAUGAAGUUAUCAACGGGGGUGUUGCCACCUACAAAGGUCUUGUUAUCAAAUCUAUCGGAUGGACAGACCUUCAAUCUGCGUUGUUUGGUAUAGCUUAUGGGGCCGCUGUCACCAUCGAGAUCGCCUCUUGUGGUUACUGCGCGAUGCGGUUCAAGAACGCUAGACACUGGUGUAUGAUCGCUUGGUUACUCCCCUCAGCGAUUGGCAUGAUCUUACAAAUUACUCUGCCCGCUUCUAAUAAGGCUGGAAAAACGAUUGGUGUGUUAUUAAUGCCCUCUUUCGUUGGUACUGUAGCUCUGUGCAUGGGGAUUCCGAGUCAAAAUACAGCUGGAUAUACCAAGCGGAGUGUGGUUGUAGGCAUGGCUUUCAUAGGAUACUGUGUGGGCAACAUCAUCGGCCCUCUCGCUUGGGUCUCCGGACAAACGCCAGCGUAUAUUUCUGGCUAUAUUACAUGCUUAGCUUGCAUGGCUGGUCAAGUCAUACUCUUUCUUGGACUUAGGAUGUAUUAUGCAAGACAGAACAGGAUCAGAGACGAGAUGGUCAUAAACGGUCAAGCUCCAGAUCCAUCGUUACCGGACAACGACGAUUUCGCCGAUUUAACUGAUAAACAAGACUUGAAAUUUCGAUACACUUUGUAG
Kwoniella shivajii is the source of this 1524-nucleotide messenger RNA. RefSeq lists its product as uncharacterized. The record is from RefSeq and is a predicted model, not a curated record. Gene Ontology annotation, molecular function: transmembrane transporter activity. Lineage: Eukaryota; Fungi; Basidiomycota; Tremellomycetes; Tremellales; Cryptococcaceae. Gene Ontology annotation, cellular component: membrane. The transcript has 8 exons. Gene Ontology annotation, biological process: transmembrane transport. Bases 1 to 1524 code for a protein of 507 amino acids.